This is a messenger RNA of Chroicocephalus ridibundus (black-headed gull), 6221 nucleotides long. RefSeq names its product coiled-coil domain containing 30 (gene CCDC30). The coding region runs from base 1979 to 5872 and encodes 1297 amino acids. The transcript is spliced from 25 exons. NCBI's taxonomy places the organism in Eukaryota, Metazoa, Chordata, Aves, Charadriiformes, Laridae. The record is from RefSeq and is a predicted model, not a curated record.
AGGACCGGCUCUGAAAGAAACAGGUGAAAUUGUACUAGAGAGGGAGUGGAACUGGAGCCGUUCUCUAUCCCAGGUAAAUAAAACAAUCCUCAGUGAGACACUGUGGGAAAGGCUGCCGUCCAAGAACACAUGGCUUUACAGCUCGUUAAUGGUUAUUGUUGCUUGCUUUGAAAAAGAAAAAUACACUGAAGUGAAAACGUUCCAGAGGAUGGUAUUUGUUCUAGUGUCUCAUGAAGGAAAGGAUAUAUUGCUUUAUUUCUGUCCCGUGGGCUGGGAGAACCGGGAGGUGGAGAAAUGGUAAAUAUGUCUGUAUAUAAAAGAUUUUCUGGAAUCUGCCUCUUCAAAGUUUCUUUUCGGAUUGUUGUACGGAAGGAAUGGUGCUUUGCAGAAAAGAUGAUGUUCUGUUGUUAUCGCUGGAGUGGAGCGGCAGAGCUGGCAGUCAACUGGUGUUGAACGUGGAUGGUGAAACAAGCGCGGUAAAGGAUGGAGGGGAAAGGAGGUGACAGCUUUGGAGAGAGUAUCCGUUGCUCCGGGGGAGAUUCCGUGGACCUAGGCUUCAAGAACUCUGCUCAGAAACACAGUUCAAAACAUAGGUACUGUAGCGGUGUCCCUAAAGCAGCUGUUUCGCAAAGGUUUUCCUUCCAUCCCUGGGUGUUCCGAGGCUUGCAGGGGGAGCGUGAAGGCGAGGAGACAGGCGGCACGGAGCAUGAGCGUGGCUUGGGGACAAGAGGUCGCAGUAGGUGGUGAGGGUGGGAGAUGAAAGCACGAGGGGCAGCAGUGAUCAGCCUUGGGAGGAGAUGGAGUUAGAACUGGGAUGUCCCUGGUUUUCCUCUAAAUCCUGCCUCCAUGUGGUUACCAGCUUCUAAGCAUGUGUUCCUCAUGCUUGCAAGAAGCAAAGUGUGCAAUUUUGUGGUAAAAAAACUUAACUCUACCAGCUCUACCGCUGUCCGUUGUGUGCCUAUUUACCUGUUUUCCUUGAAAUAAAUUUGCUGGAAGGAAAGACAGUAACAGACAAGAACGUAGUUGAAGCCUCUCCAGAGGUGAGACUCUGCACUAAAACCACCGAGUGUUCAAGAAGGCACAGUGCUUUUGCAAUGACGUUGAUCACCUGAAAAUCAGGCGUGCUCAUAAAAGGAGGAAAAUAAACCCAGAAGAGCACAAGAAGAGCACGAGGAUGGGCUCAGCGGGGCAGGAGGGAGCACUGAGCGCUGAAGGAGUGUCCCGGUGCGUGGGGAGGAUGUGGUUACGGCGGGAGGAGCAGUCCAGGUUCGUCAGGAGUGCUGGCAUCUCACUAGUAACUCGUCAGGAGAAAAAUUAACAACUUGCGUGUGGCCGGGACUGACACUUGCGGAAGGUGGAGAGAGAACGGGGGUGGAGACCGUCAUCCGGAGAUGUGGGAAGUGCCCAUCGGGAGACAUGCAAGUAGGGAAGGAGAAGAUGGGGGAACGUCCUGCACACGCGUUGUGUGCUCUGAGAAACGCCUGUCUUGCUCUUCCAGCAUGUGUCGGAGGUGACCAUUGGGCCCUGUGAGUGAUGGGGCUUCCGUUGUCCGUCUUUGGAGUCUUGCAGAAAGACACAGGGUGGGCUGGCAAAGGGGAGACUAUAAAAACAUGGGUGUGUUGAACGUGCCCUUGCAGGAGCGUUGGGACCAGGGGUGGGAGAAGUGCAGCAAACGCUGUCUUUGGAGGAUUCUGGACUUCCGCGAUGGCGAAGGAGAGAAACAAUCUCAACUUCUGGAGGAGGAGACUGGGAGAUCCCCUGUCUGGGACCCUGCAGGAGUCUCGAGGGGCUGCGCCGUUCGACUCGCAGCCGUGGGCUUCCUGCAGGAUGUCCCCUCCUUCUUCAGGAGGGUGGCAAAGCCCAGGUUGGGGACACUUUUAAAGCUCAAACUAAGCCCCAGCCACCCCGCUCCAGUGCCAUGGUGGUCCCGCUGUGAGCGGGAGGUGGAACUGAGACCUCCAGAGCUCCCAUCCCACCAAUGCCUCUGGUGCUGGCAGCGUUCGGGCACCAGAACUCCUCUUUUGGGGAUGCCGGCUGCAGUACUGUGAGUAGGAAGCAACUUCUGCAGGUCCAGGGCCAUCUGGCACUUUCUGAGGAUCUCAGAUUCUGCUCAGUUGAAGGUCCUCACCUUCAAGAAGUGGUGUGUCUCUUCUCCAUGUCUUGGUCUUUUUUUUCUCUACUAUCCUCUUGCCUUCAGCUGGUGCGGCAGCUCUGCAGGACCAAGCCUACUUUGUCCCUUGCGGUUUCUCCGUCUCCGCGCCUCCCCCGUGCUUUACCUCGGGUGACAGCCCUUCAUCUCCAGCACCUUCACUUGGGGCUUGGGAGAAAACCAGAAAAACCGUCAGCCCGCUUUUGCUUAAUUUUUGGUGCCAGCGGGAGCCUUUUGGUAGAUCCUUUGUGCUGUGGACUUGGAGAAUGGGCGGAGGCCCCGGUGCCGGCAGAGACCGUCCGCCGCUGGCUGCGGGCGGAGGGCGCCGACCCCGCCGCCCCGGCCGAGGAGCAGCUGGGCCUGGCCUGGCGGCUGCUGCGACGCGCCGAGGCCCGGCUGGGCGAGCUGGAGCGGCGGAGGGCCGAGGAGAUGAGAGACGUGGAAAGCUACGUGGGCCACGUCCGCAACCUGACGGAGGAACGGGACGCGCUCACCACCGAAUAUGAAAAAGAAAACGACCAGCUCAGGCUUGAGCUGAGGCGGCUGCAGCUGCAGCAGGAAGCCCAGCUGAAGGAGGUGGAGGAGAUGCUGGAACAGGAAGGCUUGUCCGAAAUAGCUCACAGUCAUGCCAGCGAACAGAUUGCUUAUUUACUGGUAGAAAGAACGACGCUGCUGGAGAAACUGGAGAUCGCGGAUCAGAAGUUGAAUUCACGCGGCUGCAUAGACAGGCUGCGUGCGGCACAGCUUCAGGAUGAGUUUCACCACGUUCAUCAGACGUUAGAAGAUGAACUCCGACAGCAGCACGGAUCCACGCAGCUUACUGGAGAGGCAAUGAAUCAGUUCUACAGGGAAGAGCUGGAGAGGGAACAAGCAUCACGUGCAAGAGUUGAACAAGACCUGGAUGAGGCCACGCAGAGGCUGCUGAUGGCCCGGGAGGAGAUCCGGAGGUUGGCGGCUGAGCUGGAUGCACAAAGAAAGGAGCAGAGCAAAACAGGAUCAGCCCCGUGCUCAGCCCUGCAAGCCCCUGAGAGCCGGGAAGAAGGGGAGAGCGAAUGGAGAGAGAGCGACAGGACUGAGCUACAGAAGGCCAUGGAGCACAACAGCAGACUGGACAAGGAAAUUCUGGCGCUGCGAGCUCGGGUCCAAAUGCUCGACUUGGAGAGAAAGGCGUUCCUCGAUCUGGUUGAACAGCUCAAAGAGGAGAUCUGUGAGUAUCAGAAGAGCGAGAAGCAAGGAAUUCCAUUGCCUGCACCAGCCGAGACGGAAGAAGUCGCAGGGUGCUCGCUGCAGUGGCAGGGCACAAAGGAUGAAGGGAGGGUUGAAGGAGACCACGCUUCAGGCAAAGCUGGCUCGGAUCAAGAAGACAGAUAUCAGAGUGGUGAAACGCUUCAUAAAAGGUGCCGAGAGGUGAUUGAGAACAUCGAGGGCAGGAAUUCACAGCUCCUUCACAAGCUGCAGAAACUGGAGCAGGAGCACGAGGAUUUGGUUGAGCGCAACGAAGAGCUGGAAUCGAUUCUGGGAGAGACACAGAUCCAGACCCAGCAGGAGAAGGAACACUUUGAGAACGAGGUGGAGGGACUUCACCAGAAAAUCACAAGUUUAGAAACGGAGCUGCUGGAAGUGCAGAAGGACAAAGCUGGGAUGAGUGGGGAAGAGCAGGCGGCGUCUGGAGCACAAGAGAUGCAAGAGAUGCUGGAAACCUGUCAGGAAACAAUAGAAAAGUUGGGAAGUCAGCUGGGAGAGCGGAGAGAACGGAGAAAACAGCUUGCAUCUGAGCUCGAGCUGUUACGAGAAGAUCUGAAGGCUGAGAAGAAGGUGUUGGGCAGCCAGGUCUCUGAACAUCUACAGGAAAGAGAACAGAUUUACAAACUUGAGCAGGAACAUGAAGAUCUCUGUACAGAUGAAAAGACGUACGAAGAACAGAUGGCUAAAGUAGUAUUUUUGGAAGAACAGAUCAAAAACUUGAGAGAUGAACAAGAACUGCUCUGUUCUGAAUUACUAGAAAGCAACAAGAAGAGGGAGGAGCUGGAAAAGCAGCUAAAAGAGAGCGAUGAAGAGAAACGGUUGUUACUGGAAGAAAUUGCCCAGCUAAAACAAGAUAUCCUGACUGCCCGGGAGCGGGGCGAGCGCGCGCUUGACGACACUUUGAGGAUGAAUCAAAGCAUGGCGCAGAGCGAGAGCAGGUUUCUCGAGGCGCAGAGCUCUGCAGGCAGUUUAGAUGGGAGCGUUAAACAGAGUCCGUCCGAUGAGAGAUUCCAGCAGCAGGAGGAAAAAAUGCAGCAACUGCGGCAGGACUUGCGUCGCGUUCAGAACUUGUGCAGCUCAGCCGAGAGGGAGCUGAGAUACGAAAGGGAGAAGAACGUCGACUUACAAAAGCAAAACCUCUUGCUCCAGCAGGAAUGCACCAAGGUCAAAGCCGAGCUGAAGCAAGCCAGGGCAAAACUCAUGGACACGACCGAAACAUGCUCCUCCCUCUCAGCCCAGUGGGAGAAAAGCCAGCAGAAGGUCAAGGAACUGGAACAAGAGCUCUCGAAGUGCUCCCAGGCUGAUAAACUGCAGAGCAGUCUGCAAGAGAAGCUUGCGCAGGAGAAAUCCAAAGUAUGCGAAGCCCAAAAGAAGAUUUCAAAACUCCAGCAAAAGCUAAAAGAUUCCCAACACCAACUCCUGCUGGCGGAGGCCCGUGUUUCGGACAAGAAACUCCUGGAGGAGGAAUUGAAGGAGGCCCGAGAAAAUGAAGCUCGUGUCCAGCAAGAACUUCACGAGGAGCAGCUGAAAAGGAAGCUCCUGGAGCAGCAGGUGGAGGAGCUGCGGCAGCAGCUCCGGCAUUCGCGGGAGACGGAGGCGUCGCUGGCCAAGAUGCACGUGGAGCUGCAGGCCAAGACCCUGCACGUCCUCGAAGACGAGAGGAAAACUGACUCGAGCGAGCACCUCCAGUGUCAGAAGGAGAACCAGAAGCUUUCAGAGCAACUUUCACUGCUGAAGGAGGAAAACAAAGCCCUUUACGAGGAAGGAAUUCGUCUCCUGAACCAGAAGGAUCUGUACGUCAGGAAAUACAACGAAACGCAGCUCCGCCACAAGGACAAGAUCCGCAGAGCCAAGGAGACCUUCAUCCACGAGGUGAAGCAACGGGACAGCAGGAUCAAGCAGCUUGAAAACGAGCUCAGCGAGUCAAAGCUCCAAGUGGAAAAGGGCAAGGUGCUGAUCGCGCAGAUCACUGCCGAGAAUGAGAAAUUACUCCAGGAAAGACGACGGCUCCUCCAGAAGAUAACGGAGCAAGAGGAGACCCCUUGGAGCAACCGCUCCACGAUGGCCACCCUGCAGAGCAGAGGGAAGAUGCCGGACGAGGAGAACGUGCGGCUGCACGAGAGCAAACUCCAGCACUGCGGCCACGCGCCCGCCUCGCAGCGCGCGCCCAGGAGCCUGCAGGCUCCCAACACGGAGGACACGAAGAGCGUUAACUUCUCCGAACGCCAACUACAGAGUAAGGUGUUGCCAUCUCCCCGUGCCAGCUUCCCGUCCCGAGAACCACCGGACUCUCUCAGCACCCUGAAGGCCACGCAAGACACGAAGCCUGAAGGAGAAGCUGAAAGCCAAGACUCAUCCUUUUGCUUGUCGCCCUCUCAGCCUUCAGAGAUUGGGUACUUAAAUGUAGCUUCGCCUGGAGACACCACAGCGUCGCAGCUGCAGGAGGAGAGUCGGAGCAUCAGCUCUGAGAACUUCUAAAUGGGGAAAAAUAUUUGUAAAAAAUAUUAGCUGGACUGCAAGGUUUUGGGCUCCUGUUGCCAUGGGAUGACAAGGACUGCAGGGGAAGAACUGCCACGUUGACUGGUGAUUUCUGUGGUAUGUUUCCGCUAAAUUAUUCAGCAACUUUUUUUUCAACUUACUCAACUGUAAAUGAGUGUUUGUGUCAUCCCAGAUCCACCUGGGGGCCGCAAUUUGUAGAUAAACCCAGUAAAGUGGAAGAGGGGUGGGGUGAAGUGUGUCUUCACCUGAACCCUAAUUCAUUGUCUGGUCAAAAACUAGAAGUUUUGUAAAUAAAACUGAAAGAAGUUCCCUUCCGUGCUUCCUGAUC